GAAAUUUCAAACCGAAAUCUCCAUAUACUCUUCGUCAGAUAGUAUCUUCAACUCGCAAGUGAAGAUAUCGACACACACUAUCUCCCUUCCGCCGACGACGUCAUUGAAGACCCCGCCGCGGGAGGACCUUCCCUAAUUUCAGAUCCCUUCCAUAUGCGACAAUCGAAACCACGAAGAUUCUCCAUAGACUCACCGAACCAUCAGCAUAUGUACCCUUCAUUCUUCAUUCUUCAUUUUCCUUCCUUCUCACUUUCCCAGCCUUCCUCCUAAAACACACAUAAACCCUCCAAAAUGGACAAACCACUCGGCCCAACCAGCACAGACAUCCGCGAGCUUGCGGCCCAAGAAUCCUCCUCGGCACGCAAACCAGCCCUGAUCUCCAUCUCUCUAACCGGCGGUUCCGAGCCACACGUUAUCUUCCAGUGCGCGACGGAACCGGGCACCGUCGCCGACAAUGAAAUCUGGGUGAGGCGGAAGCGGAAUACCGUGCUGCGGUGGGGCGUGUCCAGCUGGUUGAUGCGGAAUAAGAUGCUGGCGAGCACGGGGCUCAGUGCGUCCGAGGUGGAGGAGGCGUUUGUGAAGAAGUUCGCGCUCCAGAGCUCGAGUGGGGGUGCGGCGGAUGAUUAUGCCAUCCACGGCGGUGCGUUCCCUGUUCGGGUCAGGGGCGUUGAUGGUGUCGUGGGAGUCAUUGUUGUCAGUGGGUUGAGGCAGGAACAUGAUCACCAGGUCGUUCUCGAGGUGGUCCGGGAUUACAUCCAGAACAGCGCUUGAGCUGCCUGGAUAUCAUCACGCUGUCGAAGUACUCUACAUAAGCAAGUACGGGAUUUAUUGGGCUCGAUUGAGCAACCGCUUUGUAUAGUACGUGAAUAAUCUAGGGGAAAAAAAAGUACAUAUCAAUGAGGU
This is a messenger RNA of Aspergillus novofumigatus IBT 16806, 903 nucleotides long. RefSeq names its product DUF967 domain protein. The transcript has 3 exons. Gene Ontology annotation, cellular component: TRC complex. The record is from RefSeq and is a predicted model, not a curated record. NCBI's taxonomy places the organism in Eukaryota, Fungi, Ascomycota, Eurotiomycetes, Eurotiales, Aspergillaceae. Gene Ontology annotation, biological process: post-translational protein targeting to endoplasmic reticulum membrane. The coding region runs from base 292 to 771 and encodes 159 amino acids.